AUGAACGACGUGCACUGUCGGCGGGGCCUUGAUGCAACUGUCACAACUGUUCCGGCUGCGGCAUACUCCAACUUGAGGUUCAAGGCGCUCAACACGCGGCUGCCGGCGGCGGAGCGGCGGGAGCGCCAAGCGGCGCUGCUGCGUGAUAUCGGCGCCGCCACCGCCUGCAUGGCGCGGUCGCUGGGGCCGUCCCACCUGCUGGUGCUGGGCGCGCAGCGCUACGCCUCUCAGCUGGGGGCCACGGUGGCGGCGUGA
Messenger RNA from Monoraphidium neglectum, 255 nucleotides. RefSeq lists its product as hypothetical. The record is from RefSeq and is a predicted model, not a curated record. The transcript has 2 exons. Bases 1 to 255 code for a protein of 84 amino acids. Lineage: Eukaryota; Viridiplantae; Chlorophyta; Chlorophyceae; Sphaeropleales; Selenastraceae.